Molecule: messenger RNA, 1428 nt
Organism: Durusdinium trenchii
Lineage: Eukaryota; Dinophyceae; Suessiales; Symbiodiniaceae
Source: the annotation of a GenBank genome assembly
GGCAAGUGCAUGUGACUUAUCCUUUCGUCACCCAUGGCUGUGCCCGGGCGGGGGUGUUGACACCUUCGCCUUUGCGGCCUGCACAUGUGAUGAGCUUCUUGGACGUGUCCGAGGACAACACCCUUGUGCUUUCCGCAGAGCCAAACGCGAGCUGGUGGAUUGAUGCUUCAUCCGAACACCUCCGCGUGAGUUCAAAGCUGUAUCCACACACUGAGUGGUGCAUUUGUGCGGACCAACCUCAGUUGUACGUAUGCAAGUGCGGUGCGAUGCAUAUUAAACAGAGGUACUUGGUGGUCAAUCGAGGAUUGCUUCAAGGAUACGAUGGCUUGAAGUGCCUUCAAGCAGAUCAGACCUUGAACUUUGAAAGGUGCCCUGCGGGCUCACGUGAGAAGUUUCUGUGGUACUUCGACUCCGGAAAUUGCUUCUUCGGCUUUGAUCUCACCAACACGGCAGAGAAACGUUGGACAGCCACCUCGGAAGCUGAAACCUCCAAGCUCUUGCGGCUAGGGAACUUUGCCUUCAAGGACAUCAUAAGUCCAGACGUAGGCCUUUUUCAGAUUUACCUGGACUACGCUGAGAUGAAUUCUCAGCAGUGCCUCCAUGCGAACAUGUCAAAGCUCUUGAAUCCGGGCUAUGAGAUGCAAAUUUCGAACGAUUGCCGGUCAGCUUUCGUGUGGAGAGGAGCUCAUUUGGUCUAUUUUCACCUCUCUGACACGAAAACCAGCUACUACGUGCAGAUCGACCCCGGGUCGGGAGUCUUGAUCGCUACCACCAAAGCGAUCCCUGGAGCGGAUGACAAAUUCGAGAUCACCUCCGAGGGGAAGUUGGUCCCUGUGAGUAAACCCACUAAGUGUCUUCAGGCGAAGAAAGUUGAAACAGUGCCCCUCAGCAAUGGCCUUCGAAGCCUGGUGGCCAGCCCAAGCAGCUCGCCAGAGUAUAGCCCCUGCACGAGCUACGGAGAAUUUUCAGGUGAUGGUGAGUAUUACCAGGUGUGCCGAGGAAGUCCGCUCUUGCAGCUUCAAGAUACAAUCGAGGCUCACUGUGAAGUGGAUCCAGACGACUUCUCCCCGGUUUGCGGCGUCAGCGCACACGGGUAUGUGCUGAUGGACAUGCGGUGGCCCUCCUCAAUACCUGUGGAGAAGACCGAUGACAAACUCAAUGGACACUGCUCAGCCAAGUGCGCCUAAUUGGGGUCUCGGAAUGCUGCCAUGCCGGCACCCAAGGCACAAAUGAUCGAGGUGAAGCUUGAUGAAGCAAGCCACCUCGUGAAUUUCAGCUGCCCUUCCGACUGGCUGAUACAAAGCAUUAUUUUUUGGAUCGACGGCAGGAAUUUUGUGAUGUGUGGGACAGGAUGGGAAACCACGAUCGCGGCAGACCCAAGCAGUCCCAGCCACGUUUCCUUCGAGGUUGGUGAAUGCUCUUUCCAUC